AUGGCGCUCCUACGAUAUACAGUGAGCGUGCUCUGCAUAUAUCUUAUCAUCCCUUCGGCCAAUGCGCUGGCGCUGCGGUCGCAGGGUAUCCUUGCGCCCUUAUAUGCGCAUGGAGAAACCCCCCUCGACGAGACAACCGAGCCACCAGAGUCCCCCUUCCUUGAAUUCCCGGUCUCGCCGCUUGAGACAUCCAAUUCGGCGCACCACACGCAGCGGGAUCUAGUGAAGGCUUUGAAUGAUAUGCAAGAUGAUUACUUCGAAUUAUGGCAGGGAAAGUGGCCAACGGCUAUCGACUGGACCGCUGCGGUCAUGGGUACGCAUGUCUCGGGCACACUCUCGUCGCUAACCUCCGCCAUCGAAUACCUCUUGCCAUCGAACAUACCUGUGGAUAUGAACAUAGACGUUAUAAACACGCCGACAAUUGACCGGCACGGUCAGGCUUUUGAGAACCUUGUCAAUCACUUCUUCGAUCAUACAACGGCCUUUUACUUCGGCGAAGAUGAGUUUGCUGUGAGAACGCAAGCCUUCGACGACAUGCUGUGGCUAGUUUUAGAAUGGUUGGAAAGCAUCAAGUUACAGCAAUUACACUCGGAUCUGCACUACCGGGGAUUCUCGAGCUCGAACUCUCACCCCAAGGAUAAGCCCCGCUGGCAUGGGCUUCAAUAUCAAAUCCCAGCAGCCCAUCGGUCGCGGCUAUUCUAUGGCCUUGCAUCUGCCGGGUGGGAUGUCUCUCUCUGCGGAGGUGGAAUGAUUUGGAGCCCAUAUUUGACCCCUUACAAGAACGCCAUCACCAAUGAAUUGUAUAUCUCUGCCAGCAUCGGGAUGUAUCUAUACUUCCCCGGCGAUCCCAUUGACUCGCCCUUCAUGACGGAAACCCAAGAUGAUGGAGUCUGGUCUGAUGGAUACCCUCACGAUUCUGCUCAUCUGCAGGCUGCCAUUAAUGGAUACAAAUGGCUCAAUAGUUCCAAUAUGACAGGGCCCGCUGGGCUCUACGCAGAUGGAUUCCACGUCAGCGGUUACAGGGACAGCGAGCAUCCCGGCACACGCAAUUGCGAUGAACUCAACACGAUGGUGUAUACAUACAACCAAGGCGUGGUUCUCAGCGGGCUCCGCGGCCUAUGGCUGGCCACUGGGUCGCCGCAGUAUCUGGACGACGGACAUGGACUGGUUCGCAAAGUUCUUCGAGCCACGGGAUGGCCUAAUAGAUCCAGCAUGGAGUGGAACGGUCUUGGCCGGGGAGGUGUCCUGGAGGAUUCAUGUGAUUCGUCCGGCAACUGCUCCCAAGAUGGACAAACGUUCAAGGGAAUCUUCUUCCACCAUCUAGCGGAGUUCUGCCGACCGAUUCGGCCGCAGGAGUGGCGCUUCUUGGCUAGUGCCAACCGAACGACCACAGAAGAGAGCGACUGGCACAUAACAUACCUGUGGCACCAAGCACGCUGCCAGACCUAUGGGCCUUGGAUCAAACAUAAUGCGAAGGCUGCUCUCGUAACUCGAAAUCCCGACGGCAAGUUUGGAACUUGGUGGGGCAGGCCAUAUGGGGAGUCCGUGAACGCCUUGACUUACGAAAGUCCUCUGCCCGAAGGAGUGGUCGACUAUCGGAAUAACGGCGACCAUGCAGAAGGCUCAGUGCUCUUCUACGGUCGAUCAUCAAGCGGUCCCAAUGAACCACCCGGUAUGACUGAACAAACACCGUUGACCGAGUCGUCGGAUAUCACAAACAUGCAACCAAGGGAUCCCAAUGAUCGAGGCCGCGGCCGUACGGUAGAAACGCAGUCCGGCGGAGUAGCGGUACUUCGGGCGUUGUAUCAAUGGCAGAGCUUUCCUCUCUUGUCUGGAAUUGAACUUUGA
Molecule: messenger RNA, 1848 nt
Organism: Aspergillus affinis
Lineage: Eukaryota; Fungi; Ascomycota; Eurotiomycetes; Eurotiales; Aspergillaceae
Product: putative glycosyl hydrolase
Exons: 1
Coding region: 1-1848 (615 amino acids)
Biological process (GO): carbohydrate metabolic process
Source: RefSeq, a predicted model, not a curated record